Anastrepha obliqua is the source of this 8646-nucleotide messenger RNA. Its product is annotated as neurobeachin-like protein 1. Bases 127 to 8433 code for a protein of 2768 amino acids. Gene Ontology annotation, cellular component: cytosol; membrane. NCBI's taxonomy places the organism in Eukaryota, Metazoa, Arthropoda, Insecta, Diptera, Tephritidae. Gene Ontology annotation, biological process: intracellular protein localization. The transcript has 35 exons. Gene Ontology annotation, molecular function: protein kinase binding. The record is from RefSeq and is a predicted model, not a curated record.
GGUUGCGUUUUUGGUUUCGUUGAAAGAAAAGUUAGUGAAUUUAUAUGUUAUUGUAAAUAAAGGCGAAUGUUUAAACAAAUCUCGGUUGAAUGAGUACAACUAAAACCUAAUGAAAAAUUUAACAUAAUGGAUAAUAAGAAGGAUAUUUACAAUUUGUGGGUGCAGUAUACGACCAAGAAUGAUGAGUCCUAUUUUCGUGAAUUCAUUGAACGUUUUGUGAAUAUCUGGAAGAGUCAAUUACCGAUAGAUUUUACACGUGACGGUCUACCGCUAUGGCAUGAGGUGCACCCGGAUAAUGGUCCACACCUGGGGCGCCUGCCGGAUGAGUUGCUACCAGCAAUAGGAAAAUUUAUUAUAAUCGCCCGCGAUGCUAGCGAAAAUGGCAUCCUCGACGAUGAACAGAUACGUCAGAUUGCAGUGUUGGUUGAUUGCUUGGUGAUAAUAUGUCGACAUUUUGAUAACAUUUUGGCGGUUAUAAAAUAUGAGUAUAAAUCGAAUUUAAUCGCUAUAUUAACGAACACUUUCAAAGAGUGUAUGACCCGCCAACAAGCUUCCAUAGAAGUAGUUCAUCUCUUUUGCAGCUUCUCUCAAUUUUUGGAAGUAAUGUAUGAUCCAUACUUGACUUGGCGUAGCUUCUUGCGCGGCGUUUAUGCGGAUUUUCACAAGAUACCAUACAAGCCACAUACGGUGCAUGUUGAAAUUGUGCCUUUUAUUUAUGAUUGUUUCCAAAAAGAUGAAAUCACCAAAUUUCCAUCAAUUGGAGAAUGUUUGGUGAAUGCUUUGGGUGCUGUCAUAUGUGGAUCUCAGAAAUCGCUAGCAUCUUUCGCAUCUAAAAGUACAACAAAUUGUGGUGAAGGGCAAGAAAUCUGUGAUAAUUUGCGUAAUGGCAUGCGUGCCAUUUGCCCGGCUACCGUUUCAGUCAUUAUGAAGAUUAUUUCUCAAUGGGAAAGUGCCAGCGAACUGCGUGCAGUUGCAUUGAAAUGCUGUGCUCUAAUGGCCAUUGUAUUACAAAAGUCUAGUCCUGAAGAACGCCAAAUAGAUUUAGUUACUUUAAUCCAACUUUACUGUGAUGCUAUACAAGCGCUAUUAAAUACCGAUCAUUUCACAAGCGGCAAUGGUGCGGCAUUCGAAAUCGCUAGCGAUGAUGAAGCCAGCGAUAUGAUUGUGGAUGUGAAUGCGCUUGCGGUUACAGUGGAAAAUGUGUGUCUCUUUCUGGCCGAUGGUCCGAAAGCGCAAAUUAUUUGUGAAACUAUUGCGGAGACUGCGCUCGUGGAUACGUUGAUAAGCAUUCCAAAGCAAAUGAAGGCCUGGAAUAUGGAUUAUACGCCAGUGCUUUGUGCUACUACAAAAGCAUUGGCUGUGAUUACACGCAAUUCGCCGGCAAUAGCCGAGCAUUUGCGUGUGUACGAGAAAAUAGAGAAAUUUUUUAAGAGUUUAAAAGUGUUAGCAGUGCCUACGGAUAAACUUUUGGAUGCCUGCUUUAAUAUGGCCUAUAAUGAGCAAACUAAUCUGCUGGUACUACCGGAGGUUGUGGUCAAAUUGAUUGAAUGGCUGCCGGAAAUGAAUGAGCGUGAACAAAUCUAUCUAAGCAAUGUGAUACUGUGCGGUUGUACCAGUAGUUAUGCGACUAAAUCCGCCGCUUGCGACAAUCGCACUAUUAAAGCCGCUUGUGAGUGUUUACAUCAGUAUGAAAAACUCACCGAAACCUGCAUUCAAAACUUCAUUAAGCUCAUUGAAGAACUAAGCAAAGUUAGCAUAAUUCCCAUUGAGUUAAAACGAGUUUUUAGUCUUUUGCGUGAGGAGAGCGGCUUUCCACAGUCAAAGCAAUUGUUACAAACGCUAGUCAUCUGCUCGUUGCAUAGUCUCAAAAGUAGCAAUGUUUGUACACAGUUUUUUACAAUCAGUGCACCGAGUGAUGGCAUUAUGGUGCCCGAUAUCAAAAACUGGGCCAUGUCUGGUUCAUAUGGUUUCAUUUUUCAUAUACUAUUAAGGCUGCGAGAGAAGCCGAACAACAAAUAUGGCAAAAACGCAGCAAAUACUGAGGCUACAAAGGAUGGCGAUCACCCGAAUUGCCGACGCAUGUUGCUCAAUUUGCGCACUGCCAGUCACACUGGAUUUGAAGUGUUCAUACAGAAUAGUGGCAAUUUGGUGGUUGCUGCUUUAACGCGUCGCGAAUAUCUCACAUCUGUAGUGCAUACGAAAACAUUGCUGGAUGGUCAAUGGCAUUAUGUUACUGUCGUGAUCACACCACCAAAGCGCCCUUUUUCUUAUAGCCAAAUAAAUGUUUACAUUGAUUUCAUGCAAAAGCUAAGUGCCACACUCAAAGUGCAGGCCAUCAAUGAGCCUUUCAACUUUUGCUCAAUCGGCUCUGCAGCUUUGCCACUUCGCGGUCAUCCUGUUCCACAUCAUACGUCCAGUGCUACCGGUUCUCCCUUGCCGCGCUCAUCAUCACAAGAGACGAGCAGUUCAUAUAAAGGUGUAUUGCCUAGUCUGCUCGAACGCACACUGUCAACUAAUGUUUCAAAUUAUUUCACACUACCACUCCGAACACAGAGUUCGUUCGAUCCGAAUGUUAAAAACUUUCCCAUCGGCAUGCAAGACACUGUGUUUGGCGAGCAAAUUUGUCUGCGUGGUGAAGUGGGUGCUGUCCUCUUGGCAGAGCCCACCACGAAUAUUAAAACGAUAUUCGAUGCGGGCAUACAUUUCCCUUCGAUAUUCUCGCAAGACAAUGAUUUGCUCGAGCUAACAUCGCGUUUUGUAUUCUGUUAUGCACCUGGUGGUUAUUGGAGCCAGAGUUGUCUAGAUCUCAUACCGAGCGGUCGUUUCCCAUCGCUAGUUCAUGCACAUCAUUGUUCCAUAGUAAAGAUACAGGACACAAUAAAUAGUAUAGGUGGCGUACAAGCUAUAUUACCGAUAUUGCAUCGUCUCACAAAGCAACAGGACGAUUUUUCAUUGUCCAGCGCAGACGGCAAUGAUUCUUUGAGUAGCGGUGAACAGUUGCGUACACCGACCGCCGAGGAAUUCUCCGACUGGGAAAUGUUAUCAUCAAAUUCCUAUACUGAAUGGAAAAUGAUACAAUUUCCUAUCGCCAGCUUUAUCUGUUUCCUACGAUACCUCACCCAUUGCCAUGAAAACAACCAGGAGAAUAUGCUGAAUAGUGAAUGUCUGCCAAUGAUUGGCGCUAUGCUGCGCAAGUGUUCGCCCAGCUUAUUUGAUGUGAAUGCACUGAUGGCAACGCAUCUUUUCAUUGAAUCACUGCAAAAUCAGAAGUCGGAGAGCGGCAAUGCGCACAGAAAUUCAACACUUUUGGACGUGCUAUAUACCGACAUCGCUUUUAACUUUCACAUUUGGGUGCGCAUGAACUUCGAAAUAACCUUGGGACAUGUGCAAUAUCUUAGUGCUAUGAUUAAGAAUGAUCGCAAGUUCUUUCGGAAGAAAUUCGGUAUACAAUUCUUUUUGGAUGUUGUGCGCGAUCAUUAUAGCACGCCGGAUAGCAUUACACCAGAUGAUGCGAAGACCAUACGCUCUGCCAUGUAUGCGAUUGUUUGCUUUUACCUGCAAAAAGAUGUGAAUAUUAAAGAAGUUUCUACAAUGAUUUCAUUUCUGGCAUCGGUGCGACGGGAAAACGUUUUAAUUGAAUUUUUGGAGAUGUUGACAUUUCACGUAAAUGGCAAAAACUGCAAAGAUCAAAUGAUUUUAUUACUCUAUGAACCGCAAACGGCAAAUUUGCUGUAUAAUUAUUUUGUGGAUAAAAGUUAUAGCACAGAGGUGCAAGAGGCGGCUAUAAGGUUCAUUAACAGCUUGCUCAGGACUUUGUUCGUUAAUCAGAAAUACAAACAAAUACUGCGACUACAUGAUAGUGCUAGCGACAAGUCACUCUUUCCUGGCUUAUUUUCCUACACCAUACCUAUGACGCUCAGCUCCACCAUACUCUUUCAUUUGGUUGACGAAAUGCUGUGCGGUGAAGCUGAUUACGCGGGCAUUGUCUUCCUUGUGCAUCAUGUCAGCACCUGUGAGUUGCCUGUUAAGUUGGAAAUUGCGAAACGUCUACUGCAAACCACAUUUGUCAAACAGAACUCGCCGCAGGCUAUAGCCAAACAAUCGGGCUGGCAGGAGUCCAUCGCACGUCUACUAAUAUACAAACCGAUUACGAAUAUAAAACCUGAUGAGGAGAAACGCAAGAGUUUUGGCAUUAGUUUGGAUGUGUUGUUGGAAGAUAAUGACGAUUUUGCGAAUCAAUCGGAUUUGAUUAGUUUCUGUGAACAGCAAGUGGAAUUAGAUCAAUUAGGAAAACACCCAGACGAUGAGCAACCCGAUGGUGGUUUAAUAUUGAACGAAAUACAAGCGAGUGUCACUGAGGCAGCUAAUGUGAUUGAAAGUGAAAUUAAAGAGUUGGCCGAAUCGGUUUCUGGUGCUGUUGUGGAAAACGUUUCAUCUGUUUUUUCAGUACUACGCCAAACAACUCACGAUAUUCAAGAUACUUUCGAGUCAUUGACUUUAGGCGGUUCGGCUGACGCCGAAACAAUGAGUCUUUCACGUCGGCGCACAGAAUCUAUAAGCUCAGAUAGUUCAACACAAUCGCCAAAACGCAACGUAAAGAAAAUUGACGCAGAAAACAAAACGACUGAUUUUGAAUUUCCACCUGAUGCCGAUGUGGAUGGUGAAGAACAGCUCGUGUACCUGGUUUCAAAUAUAUUAUUCACUGUUUUCUGGCGCGGCGUUAGCAAUGACCAUCCACAAUGUUGGAAGGAACGCGGCCAAGUGUUGGGCUGUAUAAAUUUGCUGGCACUCAACAACGAUCUAGUCACAUCACAUCUCUCGCUGCGGCUACGCAUUCUGGAAAUGGCUGUACAGGCAUCACUAUUUGAUUUGUCAGAAAAUGGCAAUCAAACAUUGAUAAAUCAAGAGAACGCCUCACAAAUUCUACGCAUGGUCUACGAUCUUGUGGUGCUCGGUUCGAAUGAGGAUGAAUCAAAGAAAUGUUCGACAAAGUUGUUAGAUGGCGUUUUAGCUCUGUUGGAUGCUUUAAUGAUAUUUCAACAAGGCUCUUCGGACGAUUGGUCAGACAUGAUACGUCUAUGUUUGGGCUUGCUAUUGAAAUGCUCAUAUCAUCCUAAUCCAGGUGUGGUUGCAAUGGCUACGGCAAAGUUGCAUGCAAUUUUACAGAGCCGCAGCACAGAAGAUCCCAGCGAACUGGCGUAUUUGUUGUUCAGCAUUAAUCGUGCAUUGGACAAUGCAAUUGAAGUUGGCAAUCCGGAGGAGUAUUCAUUUCUGAUGCCAGUUAUGAAAGCGUUACUCGAAAAAUGCCGAAACGCUUUUAAUUUGGAUAUAAAUUUACCUGAUUUACCGCCUACCUCUUCGGGCCCAGUUUUUUUCAACGAUUUUCAAAUGUACAGCACAAGCAAAAAGUGGCGGAAUUUUAUCGAACGCAUCGUCAAACCCUUACAUGAUGUCUAUCAGCGUGAAAUCGAACUAACCCUUUGGGAGCCCAUUAAUCGUUACUGGGCCGAAUGCUAUGAAGCCUGCAAGGCAGCCUCAAAGCGGCGCUGCACAUACCAAGCUGAAAAUCGACGAAUUUUCAAUCAAAAAAUUGUCAUGCCCUGGAAAGUACGUCAAGUCGAAGAGAUGACACGUCUUAAUACCGCUGCGCUAGCACAAAAAACAACAAACAGUCACAUCAAGAAGCGUUGGAAAACGGCCAAACGAUUUUUGUACGGACCGCGUGGACCGUGGUUUACGGGUAAUUUGGGUGAGGAAUAUUGGAUGUUGUCAAAUCAUGAGAAUGUUGCACGCAUGCGCCUCAAACUCGAACCGCAAUUGUAUCCGAAUAAACACGAGAAUGCGGCGAAUUUGCGUGAUAAUGCCACAAAUGCCUAUGAUCCAAGAGAAAUCUCGGAAUUCGAUUCGACAAUUAAAAAUGCCGUUGUACGUGAUUUCUUAGCGGAUGAUGAGAAUCUCCAACUUGAAGAAGAGCUGCGUCAAUCGAUUGAGGCUCAAUCGCAGCAGGAUGUGCCACUAGAGAAAUCAGUUAUUUCGCAGGAUUGUGAACUCAUUACGUUGAUGACAAAAGUUAAAGGUAAAAUCGAGGUGAAUCAAACGCUCUUUACCUUUAUCGACUUGAGUCCGCCGUCGGAGGAUGGCUCCAAGCAUGAUUUUCGCUUCCCUAUCAGUAAGAUACGUGAAGUACAUUUACGUAAAUAUAAUUUGAGACGCAGCGCUUUAGAAAUAUUUUUAAUAGAUCAAACCAGCUAUUUUUUGAAUUUUAUAACAAAGACUCGCAACAAAGUUUUUACAAAAAUUUUGAGCCUGCAACCACCAAACAUUUUAUAUGGCUCAGGUCGUUCGCCGGGAGAAUUGCUGCGCACUUCAGGACUCACGCAGAAAUGGGUAAAUCGUGAGAUCUCAAAUUUCGAAUAUCUUAUGUACCUGAAUACAAUUGCAGGGCGCUCCUACAACGAUCUCAGCCAGUACCCUGUAUUUCCUUGGAUUUUAUCUGACUACACGAGUGAUGUUUUAGACUUAACUGAUCCAAAAUCAUUCCGCGAUCUCUCCAAGCCCAUUGGUGUGAUUAAUCCCAAAAAUGAAGCUGGUGUACGCACCAAAUACGAAUCAUUUGAGGAUCCUUCUGGCGCGAUUCCGAAAUUUCAUUAUGGCACACAUUAUUCUAAUUCAGGCGGUGUAUUGCACUAUUUGCUACGCGUGGAACCAUUUACUUCGCUACAUAUUGAGCUGCAAAGUGGACGCUUUGAUGUGGCGGAUCGCCAAUUUCAUUCGAUACCACAAACAUGGAAAUUAUUAAUGGACAAUACGAAUGAUGUGAAGGAGUUGAUACCGGAAUUCUUUUAUUUUCCUGAAUUUCUGAAAAAUAUGAAUAAAUUCGAUUUGGGCCACUUGCAAAUAACAAAAGAAAAAGUAGACGAUGUCAUACUGCCACCUUGGGCCACCACACCCGAGGAGUUUAUUGCCAUCCACCGACGUGCUUUAGAAUCAGAGUAUGUGAGCCAAAAUCUGCACCAUUGGAUCGAUUUGAUUUUUGGCUACAAACAAAAGGGUCCCAAGGCUGUCGAAGCGCUCAACGUUUUUUACUACUGUUCAUAUGAAGGUGCCGUAGAUCUCGAUAAAAUUACCAAUCCCGUCGAACGUGAAGCUGUUGAGGGUAUGAUCAACAACUUCGGACAAGUGCCAUCACAAUUGUUGCGUGAACCACAUCCGCGUCGUUUAACACAAGAGGAAACCGCUUUGAAAUUGGUGCGUGCCGAAUUGAAACGGCCAGAUCUUAUGCAAUUUCUCGAUAAGGUUGUGCAAUACUAUUGUGAGCUAUCAACGCCAAAAGAUCCAAUUGUCUUCCUAAGCGCUCCCCGAAGUCCCCCGCGUUCAUUUCUACAGCUCAGUCCAGAUGUGCUCGUCAGCAUUUCCAAAUCGUGUAUACUCGGUGCGAAUUCGUGGAUGUCAUACGAUAAGGAGCGGGGAUUUUUGCUGGAAAUCGAUGCGACUACCACCAACUUGAAAAACCGUAAACGCAUAUUUGGUCCUUUCCAUCCCUCGCAAAAUCCACACUCACAAUUAUUUGCGGUAAGCACAGAUGGCAAAUUGUUAUAUGUGGGUGGUAUUUGGGAUAACUCACUGCGUGUAUAUAAUUUGCACAAGGGCAAAACGGUGGCAUCUGUGACGCGUCACUUAGACAUAAUUACCUGUCUGGCGUUAGACAACUGUGGCUCCUAUUUAGUGACCGGUUCACGUGAUUGCACCUGCAUCGUUUGGAGCAUACAAAGUCAACAGUACGGCAGCACGCAGACCAGCACAAACAUUCCAAUGCAUGCGCUUACAGGCCAGGCGCAUUUGCAGACUGUCACGCAGUUAAAUACGCAAAAUGCUUUCUCACCUAAACCAUUGACCACCCUCUAUGGGCAUGAUGAUGCUAUAUCGAGUGUUGCCAUUUACACCGAAUUGGAUAUGGUCAUUUCAGGAUCGCUGGACGGCACUGUCAAUGUAUAUACCAUACAGGAUGGUCAAUUUGUGCGCACACUUAGGCCAAUUGGUUGCACUGAGACCUGCGUGCAAAUUUCGUUCGUUACAGUUUCAUAUCAUGGUCACAUUGCAUUCAGUGCAUUGGACGAUACCUCGCAUUCGGUGCAUGUCUACAGCAUCAACGGCACAAGUCUUGGUUCCAAAUACGUAUCCGGGCGUGUAACUGGCUUGGAUACAGCUACCGAUUAUUUGGUGGUGGCGGACGAUGCUGGUGAUAUCACCAUGAGUCGUUUGCAUGGGCUAAAACCAGUGUUUGACAUUCCACUCCAUAUUCCAGUACAAACGGUUGUGGUAACACCUGGAAACACACACAUACUUGCACCUCUGCGAGACGGGCGGUUGGCGGUGAUUGCCGUGGAAAUCCCCUCUGGCAACAAUAAAAAGCAUUCCGUACUCAACGUUUAGUAAAAUUCAGAAACUUGAAGUAAAAAAGAUUAGUUAACAAAAGAAAAUAGUUGACUGAAAUUUAGACUAGGCAGCCACAAAUUCUGAUAUGUGUCAACAAAAAAAUUGAGAGCUAAGAGACAGAAAAGCAACAAAAAAUUAAUAUGUAAAAAAAAACUAAAAUGUUACAGCCCAUAUUAACACAUGCACACAUUUAAGCUCUGGUAAGCUGGA